AUGUAUUGGUGGAGUGUUGUACUGGCUGUUGUGUUUCAACAACUCUGUGUUUCCAGUGAAAGCCACUAUGAAUGUGGGGCUCAUGGCAAAUUUGAAUAUUGCGUAAAUAGACAGCCAGGUUGCGUAGUCGGAUGCCAUUGUCAUCCAGGCUAUUAUUUUGACACCGAUACCAAAAUUUGUGAACACAACUUAAAGUUAACUCAGCUAAGACGACAUUUUGAUUUAGAACCGACACGUGUGCCUAUUAUAAAUUAUAAAUCUGUCACCAUUCCAACGUUCACUACGCUAAGUGCUGUCGACGAGAAAGUGGAAGCAAUAGCCAAAGACACAGAUGAUCUCGGUGAUUGGCUCUAUAAUCAAUUUUUCAAAACUAUUGAGAAUCAAGUUAUUAAUAACACAGAUAAUAACGUACUGAACACAAGAAGAAGUGGAAAUAGUGAUCCAGUAAAACCCAAAAGGAGAUCUCGCAAAAAGAGUAAAAAAACAAAAAUGAAGAAAAAGCAUACAAGUAUUAAAAAAGGUCUGAGAAGUAAAUUAUUGCGAAUUACAGAAGAUGACAGUUUAUUCGAUUCGAGUUCGAGGUCUAGUUCAGAAAGUGAUAGUAGUUCAAGUGAGAGCAAAAGUGAUUCUUCUGAUGACCAUGAUCACCGUAAAAUCGUAAUGAUUAACAAAAAAUCCACACCAUCACUACCAUCAUUUAUUUUCCUACCGAAUGUCGAGACUCCUUUUUAUCCUCCCAUAGGAUUACCUGCACCACCAAUUAUGCCCAUGUAUCCAAUGGUACCAGUUCCACCAAUGGGUUUUGGAUAUUAUACAGAAUCUACGACUGUAUUGUCGUCCACACCUUCAUCAUCGUCAACGUCUCAGUCAAUACCUUCAUCAUCAGCACCAACAGAAACACCGUCCUCUACAAACGUAAUAAUUACAACGAUCGCUCCAUCAACUGAAACAACUAAAACAUCUGACAUAUCUGAAACAACGACACUCAUAAAUGAAGAGACAUCAGAUAUCACCGAGGCUCCUCCUGAAUCGGAAAACCCUGCUUUACGUAGUAGAGAUUUGGACAAUUUUGAUAGCCCCUUUUUUAAUAUGCCUGCUGAGAAAUCGUCAGAAAGAGAAUUUUACCAACCAAGUGUAAACUAUAUGGCCAAACCAGAAGACGUUGAUUUUAAAUAUCUUACUGAAUUAAUUCACAAAAUCGAUCUCAACAAAACAGGACCCAGAAGUCUAACUAAUCAAAUACCGUUAUCUGUUUUAACGAGAAAAAGUAAUUAUCAAAACAGUGCACCUGUUUAUACAAAUAGUGAAAACGGUAUAACCGAAAACUACUUACCAUAUUACUUACAGAUUCCACAUAAACCGAGACCUAUCUCUAAAGCUGAUGAGAUGAACGAUUCAUAUUUUACAAAUCUAGGAAAACAAAUAGCUUCUUUGAUAAGUAAUUUUAAUUCAAAUGGUGAACAACAAGUAAAUAUUGAGCUACAGCGUCAAAAUUCUCCUGAUAAUAUCCAAACUGCAAAUUUGUUAAGUGAAAACAGAUUUACCCAAGGGCGAUCUUAUUGGGAAAGGUUUGUUCGAUCACCUUUAAAAUCCCUUUUACCAUUCAUUAAUAAAAAUAAUCAAGAAAUCCAAAGUAAUGAAAACUUAAUCAGUAUUGAAAACCAAGUAAACGUUGCUACCGCUACAAGAAGACCUUUUAGCCUCCAGGAGUUGGAAAAUAUGGCAAACAUAGCACAACAAGCAAUUAUGAAACCGAAAAGAGUACAAUACCAGCCCACUAAAAGGACUACCAAUACCAAUAUUAAUAAUCAGUAUACGGUUAAUUUAUUACCACAGUUAAAUAGAAGGAUUAAUUAUCCAGUCACUCUUGCCAAUGCGGAGAUAGACGGUAAUCCUGUUGUAUUCUUCACAGACAAUUUAAUUCCCAUUUCAUAA
This is a messenger RNA of Diatraea saccharalis (sugarcane borer), 1935 nucleotides long. NCBI's taxonomy places the organism in Eukaryota, Metazoa, Arthropoda, Insecta, Lepidoptera, Crambidae. The record is from the annotation of a GenBank genome assembly.